GACCGGUAGGAGUAGCCGCCUCAGGCUUGUAAGCCGGACCGGCUCAGCGCUCAUUUUAGACUCUCCCGCUGGAAAAACCUAAGACGAAGCUUCUUCGCUCUCCGCUUUCCUCUUCGUCUCAAUAUUCGGGUCGUCGUCGAACCCGAACCCAAAUCCACAUCCGGAUAUCCGCCAUGGCAUGCCAACCUCGAGGAGCGGAUCAGGGCAGCGCCAGCGAAGAGCGCAACGGAAAUCGCCAAUUCUACAAUCCUUACCAGGAAUUGAAUCUCCCAUCUCGCUCAUUAUACAAACUCCCCGCCUCUCCGGAGUUUCUAUUCCAGGAGGAAGCCGUGGCGCAGCGUCGAUCUUGGGGAGAAAACCUGACCUACUACACGGGGAUCGGCUAUCUGGCCGGAGUGAGUGGCGGCGCCGCCAAGGGUUUUGCGACUGCAGUCAAGUCUAUUGAGCCGACCGAUACGCUGAAGCUGAAAAUAAAUCGGAUCCUCAACGGGUCGGGUCACGCCGGAAGGCAGAUCGGCAACCGGUGCGGCGUGAUCGGGCUGAUGUACGCCGCCCUGGAGAGCGGUAUGGUGGCGGCUAGGGAUACGGAUGACGUCAUCAAUAGCGUUGUGGCGGGGCUGGGUACUGGAGCUCUUUACAAGGCGGCGUCGGGGCCGAGGUCCGCCGCCGUGGCGGGGGCGGUCGGAGGAGUGCUUGUGGGGGUUGCCGUCGCCGGAAAACAGGCUUUGAAACGAUAUGUGCCGAUUUGAGUGACAUUAAAUUUGAAUUUGUUUAAUUUAGUUUCUUAUUCGGCUGUUUUGCUGAUCUAUGAAUCUUAUGAAUGGAUGAAUGUGUCAUUGGAGGUUCAGUUUUGAUUAUUGCUUAGUUUGCUGUAGAACAGAAAUAGAAUUAAGUUUGUAGCAAAUUAGGUCUGUGAUGUUUCAUACUUCCAUUGGCUUUUUAGUAUAUAUAUAUAUAUAUAUAAUGAUUAAGAUCU
Andrographis paniculata is the source of this 976-nucleotide messenger RNA. RefSeq names its product mitochondrial import inner membrane translocase subunit TIM23-2-like. Gene Ontology annotation, cellular component: mitochondrial inner membrane; TIM23 mitochondrial import inner membrane translocase complex. Gene Ontology annotation, molecular function: transmembrane protein transporter activity. The record is from RefSeq and is a predicted model, not a curated record. The transcript has a single exon. Bases 174 to 749 code for a protein of 191 amino acids. Gene Ontology annotation, biological process: protein import into mitochondrial matrix. NCBI's taxonomy places the organism in Eukaryota, Viridiplantae, Streptophyta, Magnoliopsida, Lamiales, Acanthaceae.